GUGUUACUCUGCUGUCAACCACCGGACUCCAUUCCAUUUCAACUUUCUGAUGCAUUUCAAAUCCGUCGCCCUUCACUGGUUCUAACAUUACGAUUCUACUUUCCUUUCUCUACCAUUCUCUCUCUGUUCCAAAAAUAAGCUUUUGGGUCCUUGUGAGCCUUUAUAUGAGGUUGAGCUUCUUGAUAGAAUGUUCCAAGGAACGGACAAUGCAGUCUGCCAUGGAAGGAUUAGUCUCCCAACUUGUCAAGAAUAUCUCUGGGAAGCCAAACAUUCUGAUAAAGUCUUCAAAUCGGAAGGUGGUCCAGACUCUUGUCUGCAAAAUGCUGGUUUAGAAAGCCACUCCCCAGGUGUCUAUGAAGAAUACUGUGGUGCUGAGAUGUCAGAUUUGUCUUGUGAGAGCACUCCAAGGCUUGGAUACAAGGAUAACUGCAGUUCUCUUUUGCUUGAUCAUAUGUCAGUACAAGAACGACAAUUGGACUUUAGGAACAUGUUCAGAUAUGAAACACCAGUAAUAGACAAGCAGUGGCCGAAGCACAGUAUUUCACCUGGUUUGCAGAAUUUUUUUGAGUUAGAAAGUGGUUCAAACCUCGCAGAAUGUGGUCUAAUGACCAAAAAAAAUGAAGGAAAAACUGUUCUCUCGUCUAGCAUUGAGUUCUUUGGAAAGGAUACUGGCACUAUCAAAGGAUCACUAAGUGAUGAAGGUAUGUCCGGAGAUCUGCAGGUAAAAUGGAAGAAGCUUGCUGACCUUGAAUCUUUGAAGACCUCAAAUUCUAGGGUUUGUGAAAUUGAACUGUGCUCGUCGGAUGAAAGGGAUAAAGCAGGAGCAUUUGCCAUGCAAAAGAGAUCACGAAGGCCUCCCAGGAGAUACAUUGAAGAAUUAGCAGAGUCUAAAUCAAAGUUUUAUAUUAGAAAAUGUGGAGUGGCUUGUAAGAGGUCCAAGAACAGCUUUCUGCAUGUUAGAUCUGACAAAAAUAAUAGGCAGAAGGAGACUCAGGAAGAAACAUUGCUUUGUCAAGAUAAAUCUUAUGAAGUAGGUUGUAUUCAAGUUCCAUUUGGCCUUCCAAUGGAAGCGGGCCAGUUAGAGGAACAUAACUCAUCUCUGAACUCUGAGGAUUGCAAGGACCACAGACUCCUAAGAUCCAGUGAGAAACUUGAGAUUGAGUAUUCUCCAGCAAAAUCGCGAGAGGAGAUUUCUGAUGAUGAGUGUGUCUUGAGGAGAAGUACUCAAAAAGGUAGCAAACAGAUAAAGCAUUAUACAUCUUGGACUUCUUCUGAAGUGAUGAAGUUAAUUGAAGGUGUUUCUCAGUGUGGAGUUGGAAGAUGGAGUGCAAUGAAGAGAUUACUGUUUUCUUCAUGUUCACAUCGCACAGCUGUUGAUAUUAAGGACAAAUGGCGUAAUUUGUUAAAAGCUAGCUGCACUCAGUUGCAGAAAGAGAGAAAGAUUAAGAGAGAUAUAAGCAAGCAAGCAUCCGAUCAUGUCCCGGAAUCUGUUUUGCAGCGCGUUAGGGAGUUGGCCGUCAUUUAUCCGUAUCCAAGGCGAAAAAGGAUAUUUUCAAAGAUACCGCGAUACCGGGAUAGAGCUGGCCAACUACAAUGCUUGGAGUCAACUUUUAGCAUCCAAGGAAUUUGCUGCAAUAAUAUUAAGAGAGAGAUAAGCAAGCGAGCAUCCGAUCACGUUCCAGAAUCUGUUUCUCAGCGCGUUAGGGAGUUGGCCGUCAUCUAUCCAUAUCCAAGGCGACAAAAGGUCCGCUCCUUACUCAUGCAAUGUCUUCGUUUUCAACCACCAAGAGUAAUGCACGGCCCCAUUCUCAACUGCUGUUGAAAGGGUCAGAGCAAAUAGAUUUGCUAGAAACCUCAGUGAACUUCACACUGCAUGUGAGAUCUUUUUGUAUUUGAAGACUGAAAAGAAAGAAAUGAAAGAGUUUAGCCCUUUGGCAUAUUUCACCAU
This is a messenger RNA of Prunus mume (Japanese apricot), 1948 nucleotides long. RefSeq lists its product as uncharacterized. The record is from RefSeq and is a predicted model, not a curated record. NCBI's taxonomy places the organism in Eukaryota, Viridiplantae, Streptophyta, Magnoliopsida, Rosales, Rosaceae.